CAGCGGCCGUACUCAACGGGUCAUUCGUGAUGCCUGUUUCACGUCGACAAUUUUUGUUUCGAAGAGUUUCAAGCGAGGAGUUAGUUUGGUAAUACAGAUUUAACGAUGUCUUCUCCAGAAAAUAGCAAUCGAGGAGCACUGGUUGCGACACCCGAUCCUGCCACUUAUUAUCGAAGUAGGUUUUUGUGUGCCGCUCCUGCUGGCGGAGGAAGAGGCAGGCGGCAUCCAGGGAAAGCCAUCCUCGCUGGGGGUAUUGCUGGUGGACUUGAAAUCUGCUGCACAUUUCCAACAGAGUAUGUAAAAACCCAAGUACAACUUGAUGAGCGAGCAGCAAAGCCCAUGUACAAGGGUCCUCUUGAUUGUGCCGUGAAAACAGUAAAAAAUCAUGGGUUUUUUGGACUCUAUAGAGGUCUUAGUUCUUUGUUGUAUGGCUCAAUACCAAAAGCAUCUGUAAGAUUUGCAAUGUUUGAGUUCCUGAAAAAUAACAUGGCAGAUGACAAUGGUAAAUUAACACAAGUACAGACACUCCUCUGUGGUCUAGGAGCAGGAGUAGCAGAGGCUGUUGUCAUAGUGUGUCCAAUGGAAACUGUCAAAGUCAAGUUUAUUCAUGAUCAGACACAACCAAAUCCAAAAUAUAAGGGUUUCUUUAGUGGUGUUGGAACUAUUGUAAGAACAGAGGGAUUGGGUGGAGUCUACAAGGGUCUAACAGCCACAGUAAUAAAGCAGGGGAGCAAUCAGAUGAUUCGAUUCUUUGUAUAUUCCAACCUGAAGAACUAUCUUCAAGGAGGUGAUCCCAGUGUAGACAUUGGCUUUAUAAAAACGUUUUGCAUUGGUGGAGUUGCUGGUGCAGCUAGUGUCUUUGGCAACACUCCUGUUGAUGUUGUUAAAACAAGGAUGCAGGGCCUAGAUGCACACAAGUACAAGAACACUUUAGAUUGUGUAAUGAGGAUUAUCAAAUAUGAAGGACUGAAAGCGUUUUACAAGGGAACAGUACCUCGUCUAGGCAGAGUAGUCUUUGACGUUGCCUUUGUUUUCACUUUCUAUGAAAAUGUCAUGAAGAUGUUGGAUUAUGUCUGGGAGACAAACUAAGUAAAAAAUUCAACAAACUGACAUCUGGACCUUUAAUUAUCAGACAAAUAAAUUAUAAUAUCACCAUCUAUGUUAUUUCCUGUAUUUCCAGGAGUAGUUUUGCACAAUAAAUAUAUAAUUUAAAAGGUUGACUGUGGAUUGUUUGCACAAAUUAUUUAAAAGGCAAAAUGUGUUAAUGAAAUGGCAUUAUUAAAUAUAUUUUUGGCAAAUUGGAAAGGAUAUUGGAAUUUUUCGUAUUUGUUUGGUAUAUAAUUGACACAAAUCCUUUAUUUUUUGUGGUGUACAGGUAUACAUGAUAUUACACAUUAUGCAUACCUAUCCGCUCCCAAGAUAAUGAUUACAAAUGUUCUGGGAGUAAAAGACAGAACAAAUCAUAUUGAACAGGGAGUAAUUCGUGAAAAAAAAAAUUUCACAUCAAUGUAGUUAUCAACACUUUAUUAACAAUGAUCACAAUGACCUAUUGAUAAUUAAAAGGUAUUUAUAAAGGA
Stylophora pistillata is the source of this 1577-nucleotide messenger RNA. RefSeq names its product tricarboxylate transport protein, mitochondrial. Gene Ontology annotation, molecular function: citrate secondary active transmembrane transporter activity. Gene Ontology annotation, cellular component: mitochondrion. The record is from RefSeq and is a predicted model, not a curated record. Gene Ontology annotation, biological process: mitochondrial citrate transmembrane transport. NCBI's taxonomy places the organism in Eukaryota, Metazoa, Cnidaria, Anthozoa, Scleractinia, Pocilloporidae.